GGCUGGAGUGUCUGUUUACACCGAGGCUUACGCCCAGAUACCCUUACCCUUUGUGUACUCUCACACUCUCUCAUACACGCACACACUCACACGCACACAGGGGCGUCACUCGGGCGCUACACUGGCACUGGCGCUUAGGGUUUCGAUGCGCGGGGGCAGGGUCUAGGGGCAGCGCGGCAUCGGCCAGCGGCAUCGAUGAGUGUGAGUGGUUUCGUCGCCUAUGGCGCGCCAGCAGCUGUGAUUCUAGCUCUAGGUUUGGUUUGUGGUGUGGCAGCAGUGGCGGCGGCGGCAGAGCUCGGCCAGCCGAUUGCGAGAGGGGUUUCCGAGAAGCGAUCAGUGGUGAAUGCGGUGGGAAUGGACUAGAGAGGGGAUAUGUGUACAUGCUUGAGCUCGUUCUUCAUGGGAAACUGCUGGAGUGGAACUAGCUUGGUUUCGUCACACGGCAACGCCAGGAAUUCUGGUCAAGUCGAGCCAGCCACAGAGCCUAGCCAGGCAUCCGAGAAGGGGUCCUUGUCCGCCAAUGGGUCAGUGAGUGACCCCUCCAAUCCAGGUUCCACCGAAGUCAGGCAAGGGGCUCAUCUUCGAAUAUUUAGCUUCACCGAUCUGAGAUCCGCCACGCGGAACUUCCGACCCGACAGUCUGCUGGGUGAAGGGGGAUUUGGAAGUGUUUUCAAGGGAUGGAUAGAUGAGAAUGGGACAGGAGCUGUCAAGCCUGGAACAGGACUAGUUGUAGCGGUGAAGCAGCUCAAUCCCGAGGGGUUGCAAGGACACAGAGAGUGGCUGGCAGAGGUGAAUUUUCUUGGGCAGCUCCAUCACCCGAAUCUCGUCCGGUUGAUUGGCUACUGCGCCGAGGAUGAUCAGCGGCUCCUUGUUUACGAGUUCAUGCCUCGCGGAAGCCUCGAGAAUCAUCUGUUUAGACGUGCCGCAUUGCCGCUUCCGUGGGCCACCAGGAUGAAGAUCGCGCUCGGGGCUGCAAAGGGUCUAGCGUUUCUUCACGAGGGCGCUUCCAGGCCAGUUAUUUAUCGAGAUUUCAAGACAUCCAACAUUCUUCUGGACCAUGAAUACACUGCCAAACUGUCGGAUUUCGGUUUGGCAAAGGAUGGUCCGGAAGGUGACAAAACGCACGUUUCGACGCGCGUAAUGGGGACUUAUGGCUAUGCAGCUCCAGAAUACGUAAUGACAGGUCACUUGACACCUAGGAGCGAUGUAUAUAGCUUUGGCGUUGUUUUGCUGGAGAUCCUGACGGGGCGACGAUCCAUGGACAAGAACCGGCCGAGCGGCGAGCACAACCUGGUGGAAUGGGCCAGACCGUUCCUGAGCGAGAAGAGGAAGCUGUUCCGGCUCAUCGACCCCCGCCUCGAGGGGCACUACUCGAUCAAAGGCUUGCAGAAGGCGGCGAUGCUGGCGCACCAGUGCAUCAGCCGGGACCCCAAGAGCAGGCCGCUGAUGAGCGAGGUGGUGGUGGCUCUGGAGCCGCUCCAGAACCCGAAAGACAUGGGCAGCUCGUCCUACAACCAUCACUCGAGCUCCGCCGCCGCAAACUUUAGAUACCACCCGCAGUUCGUGCAGCAAAACGGGAGCCACCACCAGCACAGGAAUGGCAACGGCAACGCGAGGGCGGCGCAGAUAGCCACGUACCAGCAGCGAUCCCCGCGGCCAUCCUCGUAUGGUAAAUGAAAAAAUGGAGAGGGCAUGGAGCGAUCCCAGCCAGCAUUCUCGCGCUCUCCUUGUUUCUCUUUCAUCUCUCGUCCAAUAUCUUCGCCUCUCUCGCUCGCUCUCUUCCUUCUUUCCCCGUGUUAUGGGCCUCUCGACGUAAUGUUGUACUUUAUUGGAAUGGAAUGCUAUCUAGGCUUUUAGGAUGA
Molecule: messenger RNA, 1862 nt
Organism: Selaginella moellendorffii
Lineage: Eukaryota; Viridiplantae; Streptophyta; Lycopodiopsida; Selaginellales; Selaginellaceae
Product: probable serine/threonine-protein kinase PIX7
Exons: 6
Coding region: 373-1677 (434 amino acids)
Biological process (GO): protein phosphorylation
Molecular function (GO): protein kinase activity; ATP binding
Source: RefSeq, a predicted model, not a curated record